AUGGCGUAUAACCCCGGGCAGUACAAUCCACAGCAGCAACAGCAGCAGCAAUAUGGUUCAAAUGUUCCUUACGGCGGCAAAGGUCAACAUCAACCCCACGGGCCUCUAGCCGCUUCGUCAUGGGAUAACAAUAGCUGGACUCCGACUGUGGAUGGGAUCUCGUACUCGAUCACCAAUCGCGACACCAAUACCCUGCUUAACGUCCGAAUUCCGCAAGGCAGUGUGAUCAAAUCCAAGCCCGGCGCUAUGAUCCAGAUGUCCCCUUCCAUCACACUGCAGGGGAAAGUGAAGUUCAGCAUGAAGAAGAUGUUCACUGGCGGCGAAAUGGCUGAGUCCAUCUACACAGGACCUGGAGAGGUGUCGCUUGCCCCAACUCUCUUUGGCGAUAUUACUACCAUACCUAUCAACAGUAGCGAAGGGUGGACUAUGGGAAAGGAUGCCUUUCUCGCUUGCACCAAUGGCGUGGUCAAAGAGACCAAAAGCCAGGGAUUGGGCAAGGCGUUGUUCAGCGGUGAGGAUCUGUUUGUCUAUCAUGUCUCAGGACACGGGAUACUUUGGGUUACUUCUUUCGGCGCCAUCGUCGUGCGUGAGGUAUGCCGGAGCACCACUCCAAUUGGGCCUAAAAGGGCAUUCGCUGACAGAUGGAUUGUACAGCUUCAACACAACGAACAGCAUAUCGUGGACAAUGGUCAUCUCGUUGCGUGGAACUGUCGCUAUGCAAUUGAGAAGGCGGGCAAAUCGGGCAUGCAUAGCAUAACUACGGGCGAAGGUGCUGUUUGUCGAUUCACUGGGCCCGGAAGGAUUUAUAUCCAAACCAGGAAUCUUGAUGAGUUUGGUGAGUGGUGCGCUGCGCAGGCACCGCGUGGGGCUUGA
This is a messenger RNA of Rhinocladiella mackenziei CBS 650.93, 873 nucleotides long. RefSeq lists its product as uncharacterized. The transcript is spliced from 2 exons. The coding region runs from base 1 to 873 and encodes 290 amino acids. NCBI's taxonomy places the organism in Eukaryota, Fungi, Ascomycota, Eurotiomycetes, Chaetothyriales, Herpotrichiellaceae. The record is from RefSeq and is a predicted model, not a curated record.